AUGGCUCAAGAUUCAGUAGGCCUUCCUUCUGAUUUUCAGUUUUGGAUGCGCAAGCUUUCUGUAUGGGACCAGGCAUCCACUUUGGAAACCCAACAAGACACCUGUCUUCACCUGCCUCAGUUCCAGGAGUUCCUGAGGCAGUUGUAUGAAGCCUUGAAAGAGAUGGAUUCAAGUGCAGUUAUUGAAAGAUUCCCCACAGUUGGUCAACUGUUGGCAAAAACUUGCUGCAAUCCUUUUAUCUUAGCAUAUGAUGAAAGCCAAAAAAUUCUAAUAUGGUGCUUGUGUUGUCUGAUUAAGAAAGAUCCACAGAAUUCUGGAGAAUCAAAACUUAACUCCUGGACACGGGGGUUGUUAUCUCAUAUACUUUCCACAUUCAGAUUUAAUAUAAAAGAAGUUGAUCUUUUUACUCAAGUUCUUGGGUAUGCACCCACAGAUUACUAUCCUGGUUUACUUAAAAAUAUGGUUUUAUCAUUAGUGUCUGAACUCAGAGAGAAUCAUCUUAAUGGAUUUAACACUCAAAGGCGAAUGGCUCCUGAACGAGUAAGGUCCCUGUCACGAAUUUGUGUCCCACUUGUUACUCUGCCAGAUUUUGAACCAUUGGUAGAGGCUCUGCUCACCUACCAUGGACAUGAACCUCAGGAAGUGCUCUGGCCUGAGUUCUGUGAUGCUGUGAAUGAGGCUUUUUUGCUGAAGAAGAUUUCUCUCCCCGCGUCAGCUAUACUCUGCCUCUGGCUUCGGCACCUUCCCAGCCUUGAAAAUACAAUGCUGCAUCUUUUUGAAAAGCUUAUCUCCAGUGAGAGACAUUUUCUGAGGAGGAUCGAAUGCUUUAUGAAAGAUUCAUUGCUGCCUGCAGCUGCCUGCCACCCUGCCAUAUUCAGAGUUGUUGAUGAAAUGUUCAGGUACGCACUCCUGGAAACUGAUGGAGCCCUAGAAGUACUAGCCACUGUCCAAGUGUUUACACGAUGCUUUGUAGAAGCUCUGGAAAAAGAAAACAAGCAGCUGAAGUUUGCAUUCAAGACCUACUUUCCUUAUGCUUCUCCAUCUCUUGUCAUGGUGCUACUCCAACACCCGAAAGAUAUCCCACAGGGACUUUGGCACCAGGCACUGAAACAUAUCUCUGAAAUGCUCAAAGAAGUAGUUGAAGACCAAACUCAUGGGUCCUACGGAGGCCCCUUUGAGAGCUGGUUUUUGUUCGUUCACUUUGGAGGAUGGGCGGAUAUGGCGGCUGAGCAGUUACUGACGUCGGAAGCUGAGGCUGAAGCUCCAGAGGCCCUGCUGUGGCUCCUGGCUUUCAGCUGUGGUCCAGGAGCUGGGCAUCAGCAGAGAGCACAGACCAUGGUGGAGGUCAAGGCAGUGCUCAGCUGCCUCAUGAAGCUGCUCAGGAGUCCAACCCUCUCGGCCAGGGAUCUGCAGGCAGCAGCUGGAGAGGGCGGGGAGGGAGCUCCCAGACCGCCUGCCUGUCAGCAGCUGAUCAGGCGCCUCCUCCUGAACUUCCUGCUCUGGGCUCCCGGAGGCCACGCGAUUGCCCGGGAAGUCGUCACGCUCAUGGCUCAGACUGAUGCAGUAAUGCACGAGAUUAUUGGCUUUCUGGACCAGACCUUGUACAGAUGGGACCACCUUUGUGUGGAAGCCCCUAGGUCGAGAAAACUGGCCAGAGAGCUCCUUGCAGAGCUGCGUGGGCAAGCCUAGCCCAGGCCAGUUAACCAGGGAGGCUACGCGAGGAAAUGCUUCCUCUGGCUGCUGGAACAUUCCAGGGCUUCCCCUCAGCCUGAGGCGGCUGGGCCCUGCUCAACCCCUGGCGGGUGUGCCCGGCCUGGCGGGUGUGCCCGGGCCACCACCACGUGUACCCUCACUCUGCUGGGCUUCCCACGAGCCACCUCUGUGCAGAGGGGCCGCACCCUCCCCAGACCGCAGACCUGA
Messenger RNA from Lipotes vexillifer (Yangtze River dolphin), 1920 nucleotides. RefSeq names its product FA complementation group C (gene FANCC). The transcript has 15 exons. NCBI's taxonomy places the organism in Eukaryota, Metazoa, Chordata, Mammalia, Artiodactyla, Lipotidae. Gene Ontology annotation, cellular component: Fanconi anaemia nuclear complex. The record is from RefSeq and is a predicted model, not a curated record. Gene Ontology annotation, biological process: interstrand cross-link repair; nucleotide-excision repair; cellular response to oxidative stress.